AUGAGCCAAAUCGCCCUCUCAAGAUCCGUCGGUGUAACUGCCCUGAACUCGUUGAGAUGUGGAGUUCUUCCGCCUCCGUUAAUGCUCGCCGCCGUCGCCACUCUCCGCCGCUUUAGCACUGCCGGAAAUCCUUUCAGCUACCAAAAAAGCAAGUCGCCGCCGGUGAUGAAGUCGCAUAUCCGUCAACUUUCGACAGCUCCGACGAAUCCGUUACUCUCCGGCGCUACCUCCGUCGUCCGCGGAUUCAGCUCCUCCGCUGGAAAUCCUUUCAACAGUUACCAAAUUACGCCGCCGGUGAACUGGGGAAUCCGGAUCGUGCCGGAGAGGAAGGCGUGUGUGAUUGAGCGGUUCGGUAAAUACGCCAAGACUCUACCGUCGGGGAUUCACUUUCUUCUUCCGUUUGUGGAUCGUAUUGCUUAUGUUCAUUCCCUCAAGGAGGAAGCAAUCCCGAUUGGUAAUCAGACUGCGAUUACUAAGGACAAUGUUAGCAUCCACAUCGAUGGUGUUCUAUACGUCAAGAUAGUGGAUCCUAUGCUGGCUUCUUAUGGUGUUGAGAACCCAAUCUAUGCUGUUGUACAGUUGGCUCAGACUACUAUGCGUAGUGAGCUUGGUAAGAUUACGCUUGACAAGACCUUUGAGGAACGAGAUACUCUCAAUGAAAAGAUUGUGGAAUCUAUCAAUGUUGCUGCAAAAGACUGGGGUCUUCAGUGCCUUCGUUAUGAGAUAAGGGAUAUCAUGCCUCCUAAUGGAGUGAGGGUUGCUAUGGAAAUGCAAGCUGAAGCUGAACGUAGAAAGAGAGCCCAGAUUCUUGAGUCUGAAGGAGAACGCCAAGCCCAUAUCAAUAUUGCUGAUGGUAAGAAAAGUUCUGUAAUCUUGGAGUCAGAAGCAUCAAAGAUGGACCAAGUCAAUCGCGCACACGGUGAGGCGGAAGCAAUAUUGGCUAGAGCACAAGCAACAGCCAAGGGACUGGCCUUGUUGUCUCAAACCCUCAAGGAAACUGGUGGAGUGGAGGCUGCGAGUUUGAGAAUUGCGGAGCAGUACAUUCAAGCAUUUGGCAACAUUGCUAAGGAGGGUACAACAAUGCUGCUUCCAAGUUCUGCUGCGAAUCCUGCUAACAUGAUUGCUCAAGCUUUAACAAUGUACAAAAGCCUCAUCAACGACGGUGCCAACAGUGGUUACAAGUUAAAUCCAGCGGAAGAAUCCUCCUCUGUCAAAAUGGUUACUGACAAACAUCAAUCUAAAAACUGA
Messenger RNA from Arabis nemorensis, 1248 nucleotides. The record is from the annotation of a GenBank genome assembly. Lineage: Eukaryota; Viridiplantae; Streptophyta; Magnoliopsida; Brassicales; Brassicaceae.